AUGGUGAACACUUUGUGGUUCAAAUAUUUUAUAAACAGCUUCACUGGAGGAACAGCUAUGAACUGCCUUUUACUGAUGAGUUUGCAAAUCGUUCAGACGUGGCAUUCGAUUCAGGGAUCAGCGAACCCUGGUACAAACAUUGAAUCACGUGAAGACCGUUCGCUGGUUGCCUCUUUAUAUAUAUAUCUUUAUGGUGCGUCGCGGCGUCGCCUUUGCCUCGAUUUUUCUUUAUCUUCCACGUGUAUUUCGCUUGUAAGCGCCUUCGCGUACCUGGUUCUCAUGGCCUCUCCGAGGUUCGUCGUUCUUACAGGUUCGCCUGGUGUUGGCAAAACCACUAUUGUAAAGAACGCAGUGAAGGCUCUUACUGAUCAAGGUAUCACUGUCUCGGGCUUCUACACGACAGAACUACGAGAGAAUGGAAACAGAAUUGGAUUUGAUGUCGUUACGACAGACGGCAAAAAGGCACCGCUAGCUCGGCUUCGCGAAAUGUGCCCCGGUGGGAAAGGUCCGUUUGUGGGAAAGUACUGUGUCAAUGUGCACGCAUUCGAAAACAUUGUCUUAGACUCUUUAAAAACGAAGUGUGAUGUACUUGUCAUUGAUGAAGUUGGCAAGAUGGAACUUUUCUCCAAGCCAUUUGGUAACCGAGUUGCUGAACUCUUUUCGGACGAAAACAACUGUAUUCUCGUCACUGUACCCGUGAGCACUGGAACGCUGUGCCUACCUCUUGUGGACCAGAUCAAAAGUGAUAAGUGCGCUAGAGUUUUGACCGUGAACCGCUCAAAUCGGGACCAUCUCGUGAAUGAAGUGUUGGACACUCUUCGAAGUGCUGUUGGAAAAUAAAAGUGUCCAAGUCGCUUGUUGUCGCUUUCCGAUUA
Messenger RNA from Dermacentor albipictus, 875 nucleotides. Its product is annotated as cancer-related nucleoside-triphosphatase homolog. Lineage: Eukaryota; Metazoa; Arthropoda; Arachnida; Ixodida; Ixodidae. Gene Ontology annotation, molecular function: ribonucleoside triphosphate phosphatase activity. The record is from RefSeq and is a predicted model, not a curated record.